Molecule: messenger RNA, 1180 nt
Organism: Eurytemora carolleeae
Lineage: Eukaryota; Metazoa; Arthropoda; Copepoda; Calanoida; Temoridae
Product: glutamate-gated chloride channel alpha
Exons: 10
Coding region: 86-1147 (353 amino acids)
Biological process (GO): chloride transmembrane transport; nervous system process; chemical synaptic transmission
Cellular component (GO): neuron projection; membrane; synapse
Molecular function (GO): chloride channel activity; extracellular ligand-gated monoatomic ion channel activity; neurotransmitter receptor activity
Source: RefSeq, a predicted model, not a curated record
UCCUGUUAAUGUGAAUAUCUCCCUAAUUCUUAAGGAUGUUCUGAAGAUUGAAGAAAUUCAUCAUCAAUUUGAAUUAAAGUUCCUAAUGAUAAUGCAAUGGCAUGACUACCGAUUAAGAUACUACAACUUGAAAUCUACCAAAUCCUCCAAUGCAUUGUCAAAGGAUGAAAUCCAAAAAAUUUGGAUUCCUUUGAUUGUAUUCAUAAACACAGAUAGCAAUGAAGCUACAAAUUUGGGUAAAGACACUGAGGUUACAGUGUCCAGGGAAGGAAAUUUUACAAGAAGUGCAGAUAACGUUGCUGAAGAAAUUAACAUAUUCAAAGGAAAUGAAAAUAUUCUUGAGUUUCAAGAGAUUUAUACAAAAACCUUUAAGUGUGAAUAUGAGCUGCAGAUGUAUCCUUUCGACACACAGAAAUGCGAAGUUGUAAUGAUGGUUAGAGAUUUAGAAAAGAGAGUUUUGAUAAUAACUCCAGAUAGAAUAGUAAUGGAAGGAAAAACUGUUCUUACACAGUACAUUAUUCUUUCAUGGACAUUGGGCUAUAGCAAUCAAACCUCACCAACGGAUGGAAUUCGUCUUGUGAUUUUACUGAAGAGAAGAAUAAUCAAUGAAAUACUGACAACCUAUCUUCCUUCUUUCCUCCUUAUUGUUAUUGUUUACACAACAAACUUCUUCAAACCCUUCUUCUUUGAAGCUGUAGUUACGGUCAACCUGACAGCUCUGCUAGUACUCACAACACUUUUUAUCAGUGUCUCAGGAGCCCUUCCACCUACAGCCUAUGUGAAAAUGAUUGAUAUUUGGCUCAUUUUUGCACAAAUGAUUCCUUUCUUUGAGGUACUGCUGCAUACCUAUAUGGACAGUAAACGGCAAGAAAAUGAAAUAAACCACCAUGGAACAAGUCGCCAAAUUAAACCUAAAUCACCAAAGAAGACUAACCUGAUGUAUGAUGGUAGCCUAGUAGCAAGAAAUGAAGAGGAAGAGUUGAAUGCCCGAAGAAAGUUCUAUGAUUUAUUACAUGAAGAUGAAUUUUAUAUUAGGCUUGGAGAUAUUGCAGCUAAGAUCAUUUUGCCAGUGAUCAUUUUCCUAUUCUCUCUGGCGUACUGGACAUAUGGACUGUUCUAUUAUUUUGUAGGUGGAAAUUAUAUCUAGAAUUUAUUGAAAUAAAAUAUAUGUUUGAAAUAA